AUGAAGACUGAUCAUGUCGAGCCGGACGAUACGCAGGCCUUGGCCCGGCUGGGCAAGAAGCAGGUGCUUAAGCGGCGCUUUGGCUUCUUUUCCAUUGUGGGAUUUGCAAUGGCUGAACUCAUUACCUGGGAAACGGUCGUGACCCUGUUCUCCCAGGCGUUCGACGAUGGUGGCCCCGCGGGGGCCUUUUUUGGGUACAUCAUCGCCUGCCUAUCCACCUUGUCGGUCUAUACCGUGAUUUCGGAAUUGGCCUCGAUGGCCCCCAUCGCCGGCGGCCAGUACUACUGGGUAUAUAUGCUGGCGCCGAUGCGCUGGAAAAAGAUCUCCAGCUAUCUCAUUGGGUGGCUCACCACAUUAGCAUGGAUCGCCACGAUCGCCACGGAGACUAUCUUCUUGGGCACCAUGAUCGAGGGGCUCAUCAUACUGAAUGACCUAAAAUUCGUGCAGCAGCGAUGGCAGAAUACCCUGCUCGCCUGGGCAAGUGUGGUUGUGACCUUCUUCAUCAACGUGGUGUUGCCCAACAUUCUCCCGCGCUUCGAGAUAGGCAUCCUUGUGCUACACUUGGCCGGCUUCAUCGCCAUCAUGGCAACCUUGCUUGCCUUGGCACCCAAGAAGUCGGCCCAUUAUGUGUUCCACACCGCGUUGAACGAAGGCAAUUGGCCCACACAGGGCCUAUCGUACUGCGUCGGCUUUAUUGGGAACGUUGCGACCUUCGUCGGGGCUGAUGCAAGUGUGCACAUGGCGGAAGAGGUUGCCAACGCCGCGGUUGUGAUCCCCCGGGCGAUUAUCACCGGCAUGACCCUGAACAGUCUCCUUGGGCUGGCCAUGAUGCUCACUAUCCUGUUCUGUCUGGGCGAUACUGACUCGGUUCUGAACUCCGCAACAGGCUUCGCUUUCAUUCAGAUAUUCUACGACACCACCUCUUCCUAUGCAGGGGCGUCUUUCAUGACAGCCAUCAUCAUGGUCCUCACCAUGGCCUGCUGUACAGGUAUCACGACUACGGCAUCGCGUAUGACGUGGUCGUUCGCCCGCGACGAGGGUCUGCCAUUCUCCCGCUAUAUUAAGCGCGUACACAAGAGCACCAAAGUCCCUAUCAUAGCCGUCUCCGUAGUCUGCGGAUUAGCCUGUGCCUUGACUCUGAUCUACAUUGGAUCUACCACCGCCUUCAACGACGUGAUCUCCCUAACUGUCACCGGUUUCUACGGCACCUACUUCCUGCCCGCCGCAUUCCUUCUCUACCAUCGCAUCAAAGGCCAUGUCUUGCCCCAUGGCACCGUGCUCGACGCUCUGCCAGAUUCCGCCGCUAGCGCCAACCCCUCUGCCCUGGAAAAGCCUGCUGCCCUAGUGCGCCCUAAGAGCCCCAGUAAAGAAGUCUCCCCUGGCCAAGCUCCUCCUGAUAGCCCCGAACGCAACACCUCGGAAGACAAGGUCAAGCGACCGUUGGAGUUCGAAAUUGCGCAAGCUCCGCUGAUCUGGGGGCCGUGGAAGGUUCCUGGCAUCUUGGGUACUCUUAACAAUGCGUAUGCCUGUGUAUACAUGCUGUUUGUGAUCUUCUGGAGUGUCUGGCCUCCCACAGCCCACGUUGACUACACCACUAUGAACUACAGUAUCGUAGUGACGGCGGGGGUUCUGAUUCUGAGUGGGAUCUGGUAUUGGGUUCGCGCGCGGAAAGAUUAUCACGGCCCUCUGAUUGACGAGGAGGUUGCUGAGAUCAUGCAUCUUACUCCUGGCGCAGCUCAAUGA
This is a messenger RNA of Penicillium chermesinum, 1743 nucleotides long. RefSeq lists its product as uncharacterized. The transcript has a single exon. Gene Ontology annotation, molecular function: transmembrane transporter activity. Gene Ontology annotation, biological process: transmembrane transport. The record is from RefSeq and is a predicted model, not a curated record. The coding region runs from base 1 to 1743 and encodes 580 amino acids. NCBI's taxonomy places the organism in Eukaryota, Fungi, Ascomycota, Eurotiomycetes, Eurotiales, Aspergillaceae. Gene Ontology annotation, cellular component: membrane.